AUGGAAGAAGACCAACAACACUUGAUCAAAUUAAUAGCCAACCAAUAUGCAAAUUAUUAUUCAUUCUCAAAUAGCACAAAUGAACAAGCCCACCAAGUAGACAACACCAUAGAGAACAUGCUUGCUCGAAUAGAUGAAUUUGGUGCUUUUGUUGAAACUAUUAAAACAGAUACUGACAAGACAGAAAAGGUAUUAAUACCUCUUUUAGUAGAAAGAAGUAAUCAAGUUCAACAAUUGUUUCCACUGAUAGAUCAAUUACAAACACUUUGUAAUGACAUUUCUAAAAAUCUAAAUACUAUUGAUGAAAGAAUCAACCAUGCAGAGAAACAUCUAUCAAAUGUUAUCUCUUCAACUCCUACCUCAAACACUUCUAACCCUUUGAAAUGGGUACUAUCAAAUCUACAACAACAAAAAGAAGAAGAUGAGAUUUUACAAUAUUUAAAUGCACAACAACAACAGCAACUACAACAAAAAGAACAACAACAACAACAACAACAACAACAACAACAACAACAAGUAAAAGAACCAUUCCAACAUAUCAAAACUCACAACACAUCGGAUUUCUUUAAGAAAUUAAGAAGUGAAAUGCAACAGGUCGAAUCAAAAUCAUUCGAUUUACCUCCAACAACAACAACAACAACAACAACAACAUCAUCCUAA
This is a messenger RNA of Cavenderia fasciculata, 660 nucleotides long. RefSeq lists its product as uncharacterized. The coding region runs from base 1 to 660 and encodes 219 amino acids. NCBI's taxonomy places the organism in Eukaryota, Evosea, Eumycetozoa, Acytosteliales, Cavenderiaceae. Gene Ontology annotation, cellular component: BLOC-1 complex. The record is from RefSeq and is a predicted model, not a curated record. The transcript has 3 exons.